AUGAUACGCCUAUUCAACCGCUUAUACGCGCUAUGCGCCGUAGCGGCUUGCACAAUUCUAUACUCGGCUUGGUUUCUGACCUCCCGCAACCUCGGGGACAUUGUGCCUCUGGCGGCGGAACAGUUCCGGACGGCAUCUUCGUUUGAUCAGCGAUUGGUGGUGUUUGGGGAUUCAUGGAGUGAUAAUGAGACAGACGAAGAGCAAGGGAGAAUCUGGACGGAUUGGCUUUGCGGGAUGUUCUCGUGUCACCAGGAGAAUCUUGCUCAGACAGCAAAGUACUCUCUCAGGGGCAAAUACACCGGCUCGGUGGUUGAUAAUGCCGAGCUCGACUUAUUCGGCCGUCUGUCUCAGACCAAGUUGGCCGAUUUCAAGACCCAGCUUAAACAAUGGCUGGACGCGGAAUCUGCCGCGUUGGUCGGCCUUUCCGAAGAUCAGGUUCGUUCCCGCCAGGACCGUACUAUCUUCGUCGUCUCGUUUGGCAUCUGGGACGUUUGGAGUCUCGUGACGAAGGAUUACGAUCAAGCGGCCGGUUCGAUCGAGCGUCGUAUUGAUAAGCUCAUGCAACAGUUGAACCAUCUGGCCGAGCAUUGGGGCUCGGGAUCGGAGAACCUCAAGGUCAUCCUGACGCAGACGGUCGAUGUGACCUUUUUGCCCGGGUUUACGGCUACGGGGGGUGACGAGUAUAAGGAUGCGGUGCGGAUUCUGGACGUGUGGAAUAGGAAGCUGCGCGAGGCGGCCAAGAAGUGGGAUCGGGGCACGAUUUACUUGUUCGAUACGAAUGCUUUUGUGAUGGAUCGGAUUCGGGAUUGGCAGUUGUAUGCGGCUGGGAUUGAGGAGGAGAAUGGAUUGGGGACGAAUCAGGAUCCGGGUUGGGAGAAUGUUGGCGAUGCUUGUGUUGAGAGUGAGAGUGGCAUUCAAGUCAUGAUGUCAAAGGACAAGUCCAAGGCGAAGAAGCCGUGUGAACAUCCAGACAAGUACCUGUUCUGGAACGAUAUGCAUCUGGGACCCAGUGCGCACCGUCUCAUGGCGACGGAGAUCUACCAUGGGAUCGACGGGGUUCUCUUGAACCCGAAGGACUCAGAGAGCAGUGCCACUGCUGGUACCAAGUCCGGGUCCGGGUCCACCAGCACGACCAACUCGGAUGAGUCCAUACCCAAGACAGGCGCAUCCAAGCGCCACAACCGACGGGCCUCUGCAGCUUAG
Molecule: messenger RNA, 1203 nt
Organism: Penicillium brasilianum
Lineage: Eukaryota; Fungi; Ascomycota; Eurotiomycetes; Eurotiales; Aspergillaceae
Source: the annotation of a GenBank genome assembly